Molecule: messenger RNA, 5469 nt
Organism: Fusarium odoratissimum NRRL 54006
Lineage: Eukaryota; Fungi; Ascomycota; Sordariomycetes; Hypocreales; Nectriaceae
Product: mannose-P-dolichol utilization defect 1
Exons: 3
Coding region: 4435-5301 (288 amino acids)
Source: RefSeq, a predicted model, not a curated record
GGGAUAUAUGCCCCGGUAGUCUCGGCUUUCGGGAGGCUUUCCAGACUGUUGAAUUACCAUGGAAUACCGUCCUAAACCGCGUCUACCGAGAUCCACUAGAACCUGGCGAUGAUCAUCUACGACGGGGGAAGGGAUGCAGAUGGGAAUGGAACCAUAUGAUGCUGUAGCUCAACAGACCUGACUGUUGAACGUAGAUCAUAAUACCAGCUUACACCCUACAAUUCUAUGUCUCUCGAGCACUGUUAUAAAGCUGUAAAGGUGAGGCUCCAUCUCUCGGCCCGUUACCCGUGAACAACGGCAUUCAUUUUGUUGAAAAAAGAAUCUUGGCCUGCUACGAGACCCCUGAUGGCAAUUCGACAUUUCUCGUUGGCUCGCCUAGUGAGAGGGGUUUUGGGAUUUUGGUUGAGCUUGAUGAGGGGCCAGGCUCUGAGGAACCCUUGUAGCUUAUAACCCCGGGAGAAGCCCGCUCUGGACCGGCUUAGCUACCGUGAUCGCGGCACUUUAAUGGAGCCAUGGCGUAAUCGUGGGGUUGCUCAGUGGAGGAGGCUGUUUUGUUGUCAGAGCUGUUUUGGUAAUGGUAACGAGAAACAAAGCUACAGUUGAAGUUGUAUAAGAACCUUGCUCUGUCAGAUAAAAUGCCAAACUUAGUAAAAAUAAAUGCUUGUUGCUCCUUGGAGUAUAUGUAUUCACAGUCAUUAUCUCCCUCAGUCUAUCCAGACGCCAUAUUCUGCAAACCCUAUAUCUCGUUAUAUCCAAGAUAGAUCCAUAUGGAAACCCAAAAUGCUCAAUAUCGCUCUCAGUGCUCAACACUUGAAAUGCAUACCAAUCUCGGUAUUAAAUCCAUAACCCAGAUUAAGGGUACGCCGGCUCAGCAUACCGUCUCCCAGAAACCCCAAGGGGACUGGUCCCCCGCUCAUCAGGCGGCAUGCGCUUCUCCCAUCUUUUCCUCUCAGAUCGCGGAUCCCAUCCGGGAUAGUCGCGUCUUCGCUCGGCAUCCGCAUGGCUGCUAGUCCGUCUCUCCAUGUCUGGUCGGCGCAGGUACCGAUCACGUCUUUCUUCUUCUCUUUCCCUGUCGAGUUCCCGCUGCCGACCCCUGUCGCGAAUUCGUUCUCGCUCGCGGUCUCGUUCCCUUUCUCUAUCUCGCUCUUCGCGCAUUCGUCUUGAUCGCUUGAAAUCUUCGUCGCUGGACUCUGCUUCUGAGGAAGCUCCUGAUAUGUCGGAGUAGCUUCUGCUGAGUCGAGAUGGGGGAAGUCGGUCUCGGCUUCGGCGUCCGCGGGACGAGUCGGUGUUGUAGGAUGGGGCUCUAGGUGGGUUUCUGGUACGAUCUGGGUUGCUGCUGAGUCCGUUGGGGAGAAUGUUUGAGACCUUUUCAGUCAGCUUUUCUCGCAGGCUGGGGCUGUGUGUUGAUCUUCGGCGGGUGGAAUCGUCUGAAGCUCUACCAUCAGCGCGAUGGGGCCGGAAUGUUGGGGGCGGGUUGCUAGCAACAGGAGGCGGGCGAUCAUUCGUUGGUGAAUAUCGACGAGACGUCGGCGAAGGCGGGCUUGCUUCAGGUCUUCUCUUUGCGCGAGGAGGAACCGGCUCAUCAUCACUUGAGUCUGAAGAGUAGUGCCUGGGCUGACUGUGUCGACGAGGCGGUGCGGGCCGCUUCGCAUGAGGGUCGAGAUAAGACCCCGGGGGCGCAUGCGGUGCAUGUGGUGGUACGUCUGGCGAAGGUUGCUGGUUAUAAUCGGAGAAGCUUCGUCUUCGGGCAUGUUCAUCAGAGCGGCUGUUGUACCUCUCAGGCGAAGGUCUGGUUGGUCGCCCUCCUGCAUGUCUGCCCGGCACAUGAUUGUACAACGGUCGUUCAGGCCUGGCUCGGGUUCCAGGAAAAGCACUUCCUCUCACGUGGGAGUAGGCGAACUUGGGCUCUGGUCCUUCCGGAGGUUCACCCGGCCCAGUUGGUUCUCGUGCUUCUCUGUAUGCCUCCCUCUCUCGAGCGUUUGCUUCUUUUCGUAACUUCUCGGCGCACGACUUAUGCCAUCGAUCCACCUCGGCGUCGGCUUGCGUUGGGAAUACAGUUGGAGGUAGUUCGGCUGGAAAGUCUUGGCCGGUCUCGGGAUGUUUUAGCUGCCAGUUCUUGACAGCGAACUGUAAGAAAGGAACGUGUUCCUCGGGACCGAGAAGGAUCUCGAGAGAUUCCCAUCGUGAGAAGCCUCGAGCGGUGAGGGCAGGUAUUGAAGGUGGUGCGAAAUCAUCGUCGGUUGGUUGUAGUGUGUGUUGACAUCCAGUAACUUGCCAGAUGUAUGAGAUGGACUCGUGUGGCAUUUCAAAUAAAGCUUUAAAUGUUAGGUAUGUGUCGCACAAAGCCACUAUGGAACUUACAGUCAUAAUCGCCUCCAACAGCCUUGUAGAAGGCGGCCAGCUUUUCCGGGGUAAGGUGACAAACGGUUUUAUCGCCUAUCUCGAGUAUCUAUUAUGACGUAAGGUGGUUAGUAUGCGAUCUUUAGAAUAUUGACAAUUUUGGAACCAAGUGGUUAAAGAGAGGGUGCGCGCAUACAAUAUGACGACUAAUAGCUCUUAAUAGAGCAUCUAAUAACUUCGAAGGGCUUUUAUCCUUCUCAUACAUAUACGAAUACUCAAUAGCCGGAGGCGGCGGGGUUGACGAAGUUGCGCCCGGCGGGGCUUCUGUCCUUGGAGGGGCCGCCAUAGCUGAAUAGCAAAAGGCGAAUAGUGAGGUAAAAGAUGAAGGUGAUAAGAGAGGUUGUCGAGAAAAAAUGUCACGAUGAAGGCGCGCUCACAUCCAGGGCAGAUCGCGGGGAAACGUGGAUGGCGGUCAGCGGGUCGAUAUCGAUAUCCAAGAUGGACAAGUUGUAAUGAUGCCGUAAACGAGGACGAUGGUGCAUUCGACAAGACUCUUCAGAACAACAGAGGGAAAUAAAAAAGUAAAGACGGCGAUAAAGGUCGCAAAGGUGCACAGUAGCACAGACCCGAUCAAGUCCCGUCAGGUUUGGGUUGGGAUCCAAUACCUUAUAUGAAAUGGAGCCCAGCUGAUGAAUGAAAUGACAAUGACAACCUAGACUACCUGAGUCAAAAGGUAAGGCAAGGCAAGGCAAGGCAAUGCCAGGCAGAGUUGACCGGGGUAGACUUGGCGAAGAAGUGGGCAGAAAGACGAGGAUCUUCUUAUUUAUUCAAGGGGAAGGGGAAAAAAGCACGAGCACAAGAACAAGGCAACGGUAAACAAGGCACAAAGAGACAAGAACAGAAGACAGAAAAAAGACGCUUGCUACUGCUGCUGCUUGUGUGAGAGAGGAAAAGAGUUGGUUCCAUGAUUUGACUGGUCUCUUACAUGAGGGACAUGGAUGUGCCUGGGAGACUGCGGGUGGCUGACAAAAGGUUGCUCCUAGCAGAUACUCUGUACAGUAUAGCACAAUAAGCAGCUGACUCUUGUAUCAUCCGGAGCCACUACCUAUUCGCCAUGUUGAUCUUCUGUAUCCUUUUUGUUUCUUCAAUCUCUUUGUUACACCGCCUUGUGUUGUUAAUCGUCUUUGCGGUGUUUAUAACUAUCCCGUCCCCCAUCGGAAUCUACAAUAACAGCGUACUUCCGAGAAACAAACACAACAACAUGUCAUAACGCAAACAGACAUCAUAUCACAUCGCAGCAGCCUUCACUGCCGGCCCCUCGUGGCCUGACACGUGCAUCACUGUUGUAGGCCCCCGGGUGAUCCCUCCCACGAGGAACAAUCUACCUUGGGUCGGGCAGUACAAAAGUCCAAGUCUAAGAAGAAGUGGAUUCCUUCACUUUCAUUUUCGCAACGGUCUACGGCUGUGUCAGGCAAUCUAAGCCCAUAACACGAAAAUAGCUGUUUUCAAACCUGGUUGGUUCCCUCUUGAGGCUGAGCUGACUGUACUUUUUGCUUGCUGUGUCGCAGAAAUGGUGUGCUGAACUGAACACCCCCACUAACAUCUGUGAGAUGAUUUGACAUGGGCUGAAUAAUCUCGAAGAUUCUUACAUGUUCCCUUGGCGUCAUUUGAGGCUGAUAGAUCAGUUUAUUCGGAUACUUUUGUGAACGGGAUGGUACAACGUGGAAAUGAGCAAGCAUCUUGUGAAACAACCGGGUACUGAUGUCAUUGUUUACUCGAGAACAGGGGACCAUUUUUAAUUGAUAGCCCAACCAAGCAAAUCUGUUCCGAAAAGCCGGAGCAGACGCUGUUGAGGAAAGUUCUCUAGGCUCCAAUAAGGCAACGGUCAUCUCCAAUUAAUUUCAUCACGUACUGUUGGCCUCUUCUUCUGAAAGUCUAGUAAAGUUGAGACAAGCAAUCCCAAGCUUUGUGACGUCUUUGUCCACUUCUUUCACACUCCUUCCGAAAUACUUCUUUGUAUAAUCGCUGAGCUUUGAUCGGCUUCUCUUCUACACCUUUUUACGUUAUUCUUGGUCUCUAACAAAUCAGACUACCAUGGACGCCCUCAAAUCCGCCAUCACUCCCAUCACGCAUAACCUCCCCGCGCCGAUUCGCGACUUGGGCGUUUCCAUCAUCGGCGAGACGUGCUACAAAUCUCUACUUCUCGACGUCAACAUUGAGGAUGCCGAUUGCAUCAAGUUUGCUGUCUCCAAGGCUCUCGGCAUCGGUAUCAUCGCCGCUUCGUCCAUCGUCAAGGUCCCCCAGAUCCUGAAGCUCCUCAACUCCAAGUCCGCCGAGGGUGUAUCGUUCCUCUCAUACCUUCUCGAGACCGCGUCGUACAUCAUCUCGCUCGCCUACAACUUCCGAAAUGGCUUUCCUUUCAGCACCUAUGGCGAGACUGCCUUGAUCGUGGGACAGAAUGUUAUCAUCUCGGUGCUUGUUCUGAACUACAGUGGCCGUGCUAGCCUGGCUGCUGUCUUUGUUGCUGCGCUUGCUGGAACUGUUGCUACACUGUUUGCUGAGAAUGUUGUGGAUGCGCAGACCUUGAGCUACCUCCAGGCUGGUGCUGGUGUUCUGAGCGUUGCCAGCAAGCUGCCUCAGAUCCUCACCAUCUUCCAGCAGGGUGGUACUGGUCAGCUCAGCGCUUUCGCUGUCUUCAACUACCUUGCCGGAUCUUUGUCCCGAAUCUUCACAACCCUCCAGGAGGUCGACGACAAGCUCAUUCUUUACGGAUUCGUCUCUGGCUUCGUCCUCAACGCCAUCCUUGCUCUCCAGAUGAUCUUCUACUGGAACGCUCCCUCCGAGAAGGCCAAGGGCAAGCAACCAGCUGCUCCCAUUGCGGCCAAGCCUGCUACUCUGACUCCUUCUUCCUCUACCACUGCUACUCCCAAGAAGAGCCCUACCACUCGCCGACGUGGUUAGAUGGUUAGAUUCUUUUGUGUGGUUGCGUUUGCUUUAUAGACUCGAUUUGUCAUAGUCAUUUUUAAUAAGAUUUCACUCUGUUACGUGCUUUGACUUUGAGUUGGUUGAUUAUGUUAUUUUGACAUGUAUCUGUCGUUAAAUGUUACACGAAAACGCGUGAUGCUAACU